AUGAAUAAUACCCAGAACCUACGCAUCAAAUCCGUUGGACAGGAUACAUGGCUCAUGGGUGAUUGUCUCAAUAAGGUCACGGGACACUGGAAUCCAAGCAGCCUGCGACUAGACAGCUACCUUGGAGACGAAGGAGGAGACUUCCAAUGGGGUGGUCAUGAGUUCACCGAGAAAGCCUCAAAUAUCACAUUCAAUGCUGAUGAGGGUGCUGCUCACCAGCCCAUUUUGCGAGCUGAUCUGCUGGAUGAUGCAGGUGAAUUUCAUGAAGCAGAUAAGAACUUGUCUGAGCGGAUCUCGAACGUCAAUGGUCAGUUCGAAUUCCGUUAA
Penicillium hordei is the source of this 327-nucleotide messenger RNA. RefSeq names its product CVNH domain-containing protein. Bases 1 to 327 code for a protein of 108 amino acids. NCBI's taxonomy places the organism in Eukaryota, Fungi, Ascomycota, Eurotiomycetes, Eurotiales, Aspergillaceae. The transcript has 2 exons. The record is from RefSeq and is a predicted model, not a curated record.